CCCUUUUCCAAAGAGAAAUGAAGAGGAAAACUGUAUAUACCCUAAAUAUGGGAGAUAAGAAGUAUGAAGAUAUGGAAGGUGAAGAAAACAGAGAUAAUACUGUUCCCACUGGUCUGUUGUACAGUGAGGCUGACAGAUGCCCAAUAUGUCUUAAUUGUCUGUUAGAAAAGGAAGUUGGUUUUCCAGAAAGCUGUAAUCAUGUCUUCUGUAUGACUUGUAUUCUUAAAUGGGCAGAGACAUUGGCUUCAUGUCCUAUUGACCGAAAACCUUUUCAGGCAGUGUUUAAAUUCAGUGCAUUGGAAGGUUAUGUUAAGGUUCAAAUAAAAAAACAACUGAGAGAAAUAAAAGACAAGAAAAAUGAAAACUCAUUUGAGAAACAGCUCUCCUGUCAUGAAAAUUCUAAAAGCUGUAUAAGAAGAAAAGCCAUCGUAAGAGAAGAUCUAUUAAGUGCAAACAUUUGUGAUUUGAAAUUGAUACAUAGUAACUCUUUAUUCAGUGAAACAGGAGGAAAGAAAAAUGCAACAAUAAAGAUAAAUAAGCCUCAGAGAUCAAAUUGGAGUACAAAUCAGUGUUUCAGAAAAUUUUUCUCCAAUAUGUUUUCUUCUAUUAGUCACCCUGGAGAAUCUUCCUUUACCUAUAGAGCUUAUUGUACAGAAUUUCUAGAAGUCAGUGAAAUCAGUGCAUUGAUAAGGCAGAAGAGACAGGAUCUGGAAUUGUCAUGGUUUCCUGAUACAUUACCUGGUAUUGUAAGAAUUGGUUUUAUACCCUGGAAUGUUGAAACAGAAGUCCUUCCUCUCAUUUCUUCUGUGUUGCCAAGAACUAUUUUUCCAACAAGUACCAUAUCUUUAGAAAAUUUUGGUACUUCUUGCAAGGGAUAUGCAUUAGCACAUACUCAAGAAGGGGAAGAAAAGAAGCAAACUUCUGGUACAUCAAAUACCAGAGGAUCAAGACGAAAACCUGCAAUGACAACUCCUACAAGGAGGUCUACACGUAACACAAGAGCUGAAACAGUCAGUCAGUCUCAGAGAUCCCCAAUAUCAAAUAAUUCUGGGUGUGAUGCCCCAGGUAACAGUAAUCCAUCUUUAAGUGUUCCUUCUUCAGCUGAGUCAGAAAAGCAAACAAGACAGGCUCCAAAACGGAAGGCUGUAAGAAGAGGAAGAAAACCAGCUUUACUGAAAAAGAAACUUCGGAGCUCUGUAGCUGCCCCUGAAAAAUCAUCUUCCAAUGAUUCAGUAGAUGAAGAAACAGCAGAAUCUGACACAUCACCUGUGUUAGAAAAAGAGCACCAAUCAGAUGUAGACAGUAGUAACAUUUCUACUUUGCAGACACAUAUAGAAAACCAGUCUGAUAACUGUUUGAAAAGUUGCAAUGAGCAAACAGAAGAAAGUGAGAAACAGACUGCAAAUCAUGAUACAGAGGAAAGAGUAGAAUCUUCAUCUUCAGAGUCUUGUGCUCAAGAUCCUCCUGUGCUAGUUGGUGAGGAAGGCAAAGUUCAAAAACUUGAGAAUACAGGUAUAGAGGCUAAAGUUUUGUGUGUGGAAAGUGAGAUUUCUAAAAAUAUUUUUGAAAAAGGAAGUGAUCCAUUGGAAAAGCAAGACCAGGUAUCUGGAUUUUCAGAAUCAGAGGUAAAGGCAGAUGUAUGUACAGUUCAUCUUCCAAAUGAUUUUCCUACAUGUUUAACAUCUGAAAGCAAAGUACAUCAACCUGUAUCUAGUCCUGUAAGUGAGUUAUCUGAGAAUGUAGAGUCAGUGGUUAAUGAAGAAAAAAUGACAGAGAGUUCCAUAGUAGAAAUUACUGAACAUAAAGAUUCUGCACUAAAAACAGAGGAGCUUAUAGAGAGCCCCAAGUUAGAAUCUUCUGAAGAUGAAAUUAUACAAACAGUGGGCAGAAGAUCUGUUACGAGCCCAGAGGUUCAAUUGCUUGAGCAUGUUGAAACUGAAGAUGCAGAAAUAAUUGCAACAUGUGAUACAUCUGGGAAUGAAGAUUUCAAUAAUAUUCAAGACUCUGAAAAUAAUUUAUUAAAAAAUAAUCUUUUGAACACCAAACUGGAAAAAUCUUUAGAAGAAAAGAAUGAAUCACUCAUCGAACAUCCCAGAUCUACAGAGUUGCCUAAAACACACAUUGAUCAGAUUCAGAAGCAUUUUAACGAGGACAACAAUGAAAUGAUACCUAUGGAGUGUGAUUCAUUAUGCGGUGACCAAAAUGAAUCUGAAGUUGAACCAUCUGUAAAUGCUGAUCUUAAACAAAUAAAUGAAAAUUCUGUGAUACACAGUUCUGAAAAUAAUAUGUCGUCUUCAGUUCUUGCAGAUGAAAAGGUUGAAACUAUAUCUCAACCAUCUGAAUGCCCAGUAGAUACUAUGGACAAAGCCAAAAAGCCUCGUACUCGAAGAUCUAGAUUUCAUUCUCCAUCUACAACUUGGUCUCCCAACAAAGACACUCCACAAGAAAAGAAGCGGCCCCAGUCUCCAUCUCCCAGAAGAGAAACGAGGAAAGAAAGCAAGAAGUCUCAAUCACCAUCUCCUAAGAAUGAGUCUGCCAGAGGCCGGAAAAAAUCCCGUUCUCAGUCCCCAAAAAAGGAUAUUGCAAGAGAAAGGAGGCAAUCUCAGUCUCAGUCUCCAAAAAGGGAUAAUACUAAGGAAAGCAGAAGAUCUGAAUCACUGUCCCCAAGAAGAGAUACUUUGAGAGAGAACAAAAGAUCUCAACCAAGAGAGAAAGAUUCCUCCCCAGGAGAAAAAUCUAGGUCCCAGAGCAGAGAAAGAGAAAGUGAUAGAGAUGGGCAGAGGAGAGAGAGAGAAAAGAGAACCAGAAAGUGGUCUAGGUCCAGAUCUCAUUCUAGGUCCCCCUCAGGAUGUAGACCAAAAAGUAAGAGUUCAUCAUUUGGUAGAAAUGACAGAGAUAGUUACGCUCCCCGCUGGAAGGGAAGAUGGGCAAAUGAUGGUUGGAGAUGUCCACGAGGAAGUGAUCGGUACAGAAAGAAUGACCCAGAGAAACAGAAUGAAAAUACAAGAAAAGAAAAAAAUGACAUCCACCUAGAUGGUGAUGAUCCAAAUUCUGCUGACAAACAUAGGAAUGACUGUCCCAGUUGGAUAACAGAAAAAAUAAACUCUGGGCCUGAUCCAAGAACCAGAAAUCCAGAAAAGUUGAAAGAGUCUCAUUGGGAAGAAAAAAGAAAUGAAAAUUCAGGAAAUUCUUGGAAUAAAAACUUUGGUUCUGGUUGGGUAUCUAACCGUGGUAGAGGCAGAGGCAACCGUGGCAGAGGCACUUACAGAAAUAGUUUUGCCUAUACAGAUCAGAAUGAAAAUAGGUGGCAAAACCGAAAGCCCCUCUCAGGGAAUUCAAACAGUUCGGGGAGUGAAUCUUUCAAGUUUGUGGAACAGCAGUCCUAUAAGCGGAAAAGUGAACAAGAGUUCGCAUUUGAUACACCAGCAGAUAGAUCCGGGUGGACCUCUGCAUCUAGCUGGGCUGUGAGAAAGACUUUGCCAGCGGAUGUACAAAACUACUACUCGCGACGAGGCAGAAAUUCUUCAGGUCCACAGUCUGGAUGGAUGAGGCAAGAGGAGGAAACAUCUGGACAGGAUUCUAGCUUAAAAGACCAAACAAACCAGCAAGUUGAUGGUUCUCAGCUACCUAUAAAUAUGAUGCAACCACAAAUGAAUGUAAUGCAGCAACAAAUGAAUGCACAACACCAGCCUAUGAAUAUCUUCCCAUAUCCAGUGGGUGUUCAUGCUCCUUUGAUGAACAUCCAACGCAAUCCAUUUAACAUUCAUCCUCAGCUACCCUUGCAUCUCCACACAGGAGUGCCCCUCAUGCAGGUAGCCGCUCCUACCAGUGUAUCUCAGGGACUACCACCACCGCCACCCCCUCCCCCACCAUCCCAACAAGUCAACUACAUUGCUUCACAACCAGAUGGAAAGCAGUUGCAGGGUAUUCCUAGUUCUUCUCAUGUAAGUAAUAACAUGAGUACACCAGUUUUGCCUGCUCCGACAGCAGCCCCAGGAAAUACGGGAAUGGUUCAGGGACCAAGUUCUGGUAAUACUUCGUCAUCAAGUCACAGCAAAGCCUCUAAUGCUGCUGUAAAAUUGGCAGAAAGCAAAGUAAGUGUUACAGUGGAAGCCAGCGCAGAUAGCUCGAAGACAGACAAGAAAUUGCAGAUUCAAGAAAAAGCAGCACAAGAGGUAAAAUUGGCCAUUAAGCCAUUUUACCAAAAUAAAGAUAUCACCAAGGAAGAAUAUAAAGAAAUUGUACGGAAAGCAGUAGAUAAAGUUUGUCAUAGUAAGAGUGGAGAAGUAAAUUCUACUAAAGUGGCAAAUCUGGUUAAAGCCUAUGUAGACAAAUACAAAUAUUCACGGAAGGGGAGCCAAAAGAAAACUCUGGAAGAAACUGUGUCUACUGAAAAAAACAUAGGCUGAAAUGGGGAACGCUGUAAAGGACAUUAUCAGGAUAUCUGCAAAGUGCAAUUUCAACAUAUACCAUUAACUGAAAAUCAUGCAUAACUGUGAUUGAAAUUUGGUUUUGAUAAAAUUAUUUUUUUAACAUAGGAUAUGAUGUUUUGUUCUAAAUAAAUAUAGUUCUGCACUGCAACUUCUGUAUCCUUCCUUCCCCUCCACCCUCCCUGACAAAUUCAAGGGAAAGUAAAGGGUUCAAAGGAAACGUGCACCUCUACUUACGUGUUACAGUGUGGAUACUGGAAGAUGUAUAGCUUUCUGAUUAGAGCAAUGGAGUGCAUAAAUUAGUAACUGCUAAGUGCACUGGUUUAGAAGAGAUUAUAUAUAAUGCAUUUAUUCUGCCAGGUUAAAAUAUAAAGUAUGAUCUUUAUGAUUUUUCCCUCUAAUUAUAGAAAGUUAAAUAAUGUAUUACAUUGAAAAAUAUUUCUAAUAUUAAAUAGAACAUAUCAAUUGCAGGGUUCCUAAUGUGUAUUUUUAAAGCACAUAUCUGAAUAAAUCACCUAGAUAGAAAAAAAAUUAUCACGAGUGAAAUUUAGUGUUCAAAACAUUCAGACACUCUUCACCUAUUGUAUGACCAAAUAAAGGUUAUGCUGCUUGUU
Saimiri boliviensis boliviensis (Bolivian squirrel monkey) is the source of this 5044-nucleotide messenger RNA. The record is from RefSeq and is a predicted model, not a curated record. NCBI's taxonomy places the organism in Eukaryota, Metazoa, Chordata, Mammalia, Primates, Cebidae.